AUGCACCCACAACUUUCUCAGGCUGACAAACGCAUUGUUUGCAAAGAGUUCAUCCAGGCACUAGAGAAUUGUCACGGCGACAGCUGGGCAAAGUGGACGGGUGGGUGCAACCAAAUUAAACUCGAUCUGAAUAUGUGUCUCAGGAAGGAGCGUGUCGAGCGCACUUCCAAGAACCGAGAGGGCGCCAAAGUACGGCGGCAGAAGACCGAGCAAGUCUGGAAAGAGCUUCACGACGAGGAAUAA
This is a messenger RNA of Fibroporia radiculosa, 243 nucleotides long. RefSeq lists its product as uncharacterized. NCBI's taxonomy places the organism in Eukaryota, Fungi, Basidiomycota, Agaricomycetes, Polyporales, Fibroporiaceae. The transcript has 3 exons. Bases 1 to 243 code for a protein of 80 amino acids. The record is from RefSeq and is a predicted model, not a curated record.